CCGUCGGGGCGGGACCCGUCGGAGCGCGGCCCCCGGCACAGCGGCCCCCGGCCGUGCAUCUCCACCGGCAGCGACCUCACAACCCCUUCGCCUCCUUCAGCCGCUGGGAGAGCUCCGGCUUCCUCCUGCGGAGGCGGUGCCAGCCCCGGCGACCCGAACGUCUCACGGAGCGGCUCCCUCCAAUCGCGGGCCCGGGGCGGAGCCCAGCGGUGACAUUGAACAGCGCCCAGCAGGCCCGACGCAGUGCUAUGUGGGACCGUGCCGAUAUGGCUGUUAAAUUGCUGGGAAGAAAUAUUCCCUCAGUUCUGAGGAUGACCGAGGGAGUGGACCUGAAGAUAAGCAGAAGGCUGUGCAUUAAACCCCAGCAAGACCUUCAGUCAAAGAUGCGUUUUGUUGGAGUGUUUUUAGGUCGAUCUGCUUCGGGAGUGCCUGGGUACAAGCCUACAGACUGGGAGAAAAGGUUUUUGGUGUGGGCAGGCCAUUUCAAAAAGGCAGAGGAUAUACCAGAGACUGUCUCGCUUGAAACAGUGAGAGCAGCUAAGACCACUCUGCGUGUGAAGUUCAGCUAUUUCAUGAUUGCCUUGACAGUAGUGGGAUGUAUCACUAUGGUGGUCAGAGGGAAGCAGGCUAUGAAAAGACAUGAAUCUCUUAUGAGCAUAAACCUGGAGAAGAAAGCCCAGUUGAGAGCGGAAGGUGCAUCUCCUAAACCGUAGAAGAGGAAAUGAAGUGAUCAAGGACUGGGGUAGAAAAGCAAAGUCCCUUUCAGUACUGAGAGCAGGAUAUUAUCACAUCUUUCCUGUACAUUAGUUCUGUAUGCUCAUGUUCAAGAAAGAAUAAAUAAGUUGUCUUGUAAUCAAUAAAACCAGAAAUAUAUA
Molecule: messenger RNA, 875 nt
Organism: Catharus ustulatus (Swainson's thrush)
Lineage: Eukaryota; Metazoa; Chordata; Aves; Passeriformes; Turdidae
Gene: FAM162A
Product: family with sequence similarity 162 member A
Exons: 5
Coding region: 249-713 (154 amino acids)
Biological process (GO): positive regulation of release of cytochrome c from mitochondria; cellular response to hypoxia; neuron apoptotic process
Cellular component (GO): mitochondrion
Source: RefSeq, a predicted model, not a curated record